AUGUCGAACAUCUUCCUGCGCGACAGCAUGCUCCGCCUCUCGAUCCCCACGCGCGACGCCGCCUACUACAUCCCCGACGGCAACACCGUCCUGCUCGUCGAGAACACGCUCUUCAAGGUGCACCGCUCGAACCUGAUGAAGGACGGCUCGACGUUCGACACGCUGUUCUCGCUGCCCUCGGAGGGCGGGCACAGCGCGAGCCCGGGCGCGGCGCCGACCGUCGGGGGCACGGUUGUCGAGGGCGAGAGCGAUGAUAACCCCAUACGUCUGCAGGGCGACGCGGCGGACGAGUUCCGCGCGCUGCUCUGGGCGCUCUACGCUCUACCGCACGAGCUGAUGAUCGCCACGACGCCCGAGGCGAACCCCGUGCUGCUCUUCAACCUCGCGCGCAUCACGCACAAGUACCAGUUCAAGUCCAUCCUCGCGUGGGCGCUCGGCGCGCUCGUCACCUUCUACUCCCGCUCCGGCGCGUUCGACGCGCUCCCGGGGCCGGGCGACGCGGGGUGCGCGGGCGGCGCGCCGACGCUCGUGCAGCUCACGGAGCUCGCCGCGCUGUGCGAGUGCGCGGACCUGCUCGACGCGGCCGUGCGCAAGUGGCGGGAACAAAUCGCCGACGGGAAGGACGUCGCGCUCGCCAUUGGGAUGGCGGAGCGGCUGAGCAUCCGCCCGUUGAUGGGCCUCGCGUAUAACGCGAUGCUGCUCAAGGGCCGCGCGGCGUGGGACGCGGAGCCGCUGCUCUCGCGCGAGCAGCGCGUGCGCCUGCUGUCGGGGCACUACGCGCUGUCGAGGCUGUGGGAGAAGCUCCCGCUCGCGCCGCCGGCGCUGUCGCAUAAUGUGAGGUGCGCGUCGCCGCCGCGCUGCGGCAAGGCGUGGGCGGCGCUGUGGAGGGACGCGCUGGAGAAGGGCGCGCAGAUCCUGCCGGUGCGCUAUGUGGAUGUGCUGGGGAAGCUGAGGGUCGCGGAGGGGAUUGUGAGGACGGUGUUGGAUGUGGAGCUGGGGGCGGGCGCGGGCGCGGGGACGCAGGAUUCGGGUGUGGCGAUUGCGGCGUGCUGUAAGGAGGCGGCUUUGGCUGCGACGAGUUUGAAACUCAGGGAGGUCGAGGAGGGGCUGGCGGAGCACUUUACUGACGUCCCAUAA
This is a messenger RNA of Gloeophyllum trabeum ATCC 11539, 1137 nucleotides long. RefSeq lists its product as uncharacterized. The coding region runs from base 1 to 1137 and encodes 378 amino acids. The transcript has 3 exons. Lineage: Eukaryota; Fungi; Basidiomycota; Agaricomycetes; Gloeophyllales; Gloeophyllaceae. The record is from RefSeq and is a predicted model, not a curated record.